AUAAAAGACAGACUGUUAUCCUUUGGUCAUAAUUAAAAAUGAUCCAUCAAGGCAUCAUGUAUAUGCAUGAAUUAAUGCACAAUUUGAUAUGCUGAUGUACAGAACUGGGCGGGCUUUCCUUAAAGUUAAAAUAUACCUGCAUGAUAGCUAUCUAACACUUCACUAACACUACACAGGAAUGUCCCAAAACGUUCUUAAGCGUCGUCGACCUCAAAUCUCGAAUCCAGCAGAAAUGUCGACCCCGCGGAAACAGAAAUUCUGUGAGAAAGGUAUGUGUCUGUUCGUUAUAUUGGUGGCCGUAGUGGCAGGCAUCGUCGCCGUGUGUGUGGUCACUCUCACGGACAAGGACCUACGUCAGAGAGUACCAUCCCCGCCUCGGCUGGAGUGGUGGAAAACGACCAUUAUUUACCAGAUAUAUCCUCGGUCAUUCCAGGACUCUAACGGAGACGGAACAGGUGACCUGAAAGGUGUGACCAAGCGUCUCGAUUAUCUGCAGGAGCUAGGGGUAGGGACCCUAUGGCUAAGUCCUUUCUAUAAGUCUCCAAUGAGGGACUUUGGGUACGACGUUCAGAACUAUACUCAAGUGGACCCACUGUUUGGCACAAUGGACGACUUUGAUGUUCUAAUGAAAGAGGCCAAGAACAGAGGUCUACGUGUACUGGUUGAUUUCGUUCCGAACCACACCAGCAACGAGAGUUCGUGGUUCAACAACAGUCGACACAGCAUCGGCAAAUACCGGGACUAUUACAUCUGGGACGACGGCGUCAACUGUUCCACGUGUCCAGAUACCAACUUCAAAAGGCCGCCAAAUGAUUGGAAGAGCGCUUUUCGCGGGUCGGCGUGGACCUAUGACGACAAUCGUAAACAGUUCUACUACCACGCCUACCUCGACUCUCAGCCGGACCUAAACGCUAGCAACCCGGACGUCAGGCAAGAAUUGAAGAACGUCUUGCGUUUCUGGUUAGAAAAAGGCGUGGACGGUUUCCGAGGUGAUGCCAUCAGAAAACUGUUCGAAUUCGAAGAUGUCCACAGGAAUGAAAACGGCGUUUUGAACUUGACCAGAAACCUCCCUGGCGUAUAUCCCGUGAUGAGAGAAUGGAAACAUUUUUUAGACAAAUAUUCGCAUGGGAAAGGGCAAGAAAAAAUAUUGAUAGCCGAGUCCUACGGAAUCACAAACGAAAUGAGGGAUGCUUACUAUGAGGUAGACUCGAUACCAUUCAACUUUGCUUUUGUUCAAAAACUAAACCCAUCGUGUAAAGCUCGGUGUAUCAAACAAAUCAUAGAGACCUCCCUGGAUGGACUGAAGGAGGAAUGGUGGCCCAACUUUGUGCUUGGUAGUCAUGAUGUCUCUAGAAUAGCGUCCAGAAUGGGGGACUCGUUUGUGAACGUGCUGAACAUUCUGCUGUUGACCGUGCCAGGGACACCGACCACGUACUAUGGGGAGGAGAUCGGGAUGAAGGACACCUUCUACACGUACAGCGAGAGUCGGGACCCGGCCGGCCUCAACUACAAGGAGGAUUACCUCAAGUACUCUCGAGACCCGGGCCGAUCGCCUAUGCAGUGGGAUUCCUCCACUAAUGCAGGGUUUUCUAAUGGAACACCGUGGUUGCAUGUCAAUUUGAAUUAUCCAGUUCUAAAUGUCGAGGAGCAACUGUCAAAAGAAACGUCUACGUUAAACAUUUAUAAAAGUCUUGCAAAGUUAAGACAACUUCCAUCGUUUACAAACAAGAAUAUUAUUUUUUCCACCGUCAACGAUGAUAUUAUCUCGUACGUGAGGAGUGAGUCUGGACACCCAAAAUACCUGGUGGUCUUGAACGUUGGGUCCCGAGAUUCGGUGGUGGACUGCAGUGGUCCUCCGUUGGGUGUGUCAAAUGCACAAGUUGUUCUGGCCGCCGGUAGUUCUCUAUUGGGAAUUUCUUCAUACAGAAUGGGAGACAUUGCUGAUUUACAGGCUAUUCGUUUGAAAUCUGCAGAGGGAGUGAUAUUUAAAAUAUGAAGUGUAAUAUAUAUUUUUUUAGUAAAUUUAUUAUUGUUUACAAGAAUCAAUAAGCUAAUGCUGUGUUUUGUCAAUUCUAAUUUAUAAUCAUUACAAAGGAAUAAAUAGAGAAAAAUC
This is a messenger RNA of Magallana angulata, 2113 nucleotides long. Its product is annotated as maltase A1-like. Gene Ontology annotation, biological process: carbohydrate metabolic process. The record is from RefSeq and is a predicted model, not a curated record. The transcript has 10 exons. The coding region runs from base 179 to 1996 and encodes 605 amino acids. Lineage: Eukaryota; Metazoa; Mollusca; Bivalvia; Ostreida; Ostreidae.